AUGUCGGUUGGAGAGAUCGCUUUCACCUACGCUUCCUUGAUCCUCCAUGAUGAUGACAUCGCUGCUGAAAAGAUAGCUACACUGUUAAAGGCUGCCAACGUUACGGUGGACUCAUAUUGGCUGAUUCUUUUUGCCAAGCUUUGUGAGAAGAGGAACAUUGUGGACCUAAUCACGAAUGUUGGCUCUGGUGGCGGUGGCGGUGGCGGUGGCGCUGUUGCAGUUGCAGUUGCUGCCCCUACUGGCAGAGUUGGUGGAGCUCCAGCUGCUGUAGCUGCCCCGGCUGCCGAGGAAAAGAAGGAGGAGCCAAAGGAAGAGAGUGAUGACGAUAUGGGAUUCAGCUUGUUUGAUUAA
Fraxinus pennsylvanica is the source of this 351-nucleotide messenger RNA. The record is from the annotation of a GenBank genome assembly. Lineage: Eukaryota; Viridiplantae; Streptophyta; Magnoliopsida; Lamiales; Oleaceae.